AUGACCUCCACUUCGCCCUCUACGAGGCCGAUAUUCGACCCUGUCGAUACCGCAUUCGAUCCCAACGAAGUGAGCGCGCGAGACGAUGUAGAGUCACCAUCGUUAUCGAGCAGUAAUGCGCUCGCACGCUUCGAGUUCCAGCCGGGGAAGAGUAAAGAAGGCACAAAGGUGUUGAUGGUAGAGUGGGAAGACGAUCCUACUACCCAGCAUAUCCGAGGAGACUGGGAAGUCAGCUGGGAAGGCAAGCGGACCGUUCUACCUGCUCGAGAGACUGCAGACGGAGGGGAGAUACCGGUCAACCGGCUGUACUUCUUUCUCGGCCCAGGGGUCGCUAUCCCGGCGACGGUGAAGUUGCAGAAGGGAAAUGUGAUAUGGAGGACGAACCCGCUGCCAGCGAUCUUCUCGCCGGAGCUUGGGUAUACUGCAACGCAGGCGGGGAAGCGGGGGGUGUUGCAUACGAUCUGGGCGAAGAAGAGGCUGCAGGUGCUGCAGCAGGAGAUUGAGAAUGAAUUGAAGGAGAAUGUGGAGGGUAUAGGGUUGGAAAUGGCGGUCGCGGAGAAGGAGUGGAUAGAGCAGAACUUCGGUGUCGCAGCGAGAGCCGGGAGUAUCGCACUGUCGAAUCAACCUGCCAUGGCUUCGGUGAAUCUGGGUGGGAGUCCUUCAUCUCCUCGCAGCCCUGGUGGAGGUCGGCUUAUGGACAAGCUGAAAGGUUUGAAAGUCGGGACAACACAGCAAGACUUGCAGAGCAGGCCUCCAGGGGCUGGAGCAGGCCAGCCGGACACUUACCACAACCCACUCAGCCCAGAGACGUCGGACAUCGCAGUCGGAGCCUUCGGCAGCUUCGCAGCAAUCAAAGGAGCACCACCAAACUCUUCUCCACUCGCAUCCAGGCAACCGCCAGGGGCACAGCGCAAAGUAGCGGCGCAAAGCCCUCCAGAGGCGGUAGCAGCCCAGCAGAGACAGCAAGCAGGUGGCAUGGCAUCGCUCGAUGCAUUCGCACAGGGCGACGCCGCUUCAGGAACUAUUGGGGCUGCCGACGACAGAGACGACCUAUUCGCACUGCCCAUGAGCCCGCGAAGUCCGGCGGAAACCACUCGAAGUCCCUUCACUUUUGGCACACAGGACACGACGAGAUAUCUAAAGGGCGAGAAGGCGCAGGCUUGA
Saxophila tyrrhenica is the source of this 1164-nucleotide messenger RNA. RefSeq lists its product as uncharacterized. The transcript has a single exon. The record is from RefSeq and is a predicted model, not a curated record. Bases 1 to 1164 code for a protein of 387 amino acids. Lineage: Eukaryota; Fungi; Ascomycota; Dothideomycetes; Mycosphaerellales; Extremaceae.